Acipenser ruthenus (sterlet) is the source of this 2540-nucleotide messenger RNA. Its product is annotated as tetraspanin-14-like. The coding region runs from base 194 to 1006 and encodes 270 amino acids. The record is from RefSeq and is a predicted model, not a curated record. Gene Ontology annotation, cellular component: membrane. Lineage: Eukaryota; Metazoa; Chordata; Actinopteri; Acipenseriformes; Acipenseridae. The transcript has 9 exons. Gene Ontology annotation, biological process: regulation of vascular endothelial growth factor signaling pathway; protein maturation; protein localization to plasma membrane.
CAUACCCGAUACUAACUGUGCAAUGUUAUAUUGGCUGCACUGACGCGUUAUUGCCUAACAUUAGGUUACGGUAACAGGGCGUGCCUAAAGGGGAAGCGUCUCAGACAAACACUGGGCAGAACUUCAGCACCAUUUCCUGCGAAGCAGAGCUGCUGAAAGAAAACGAGUAGGAUUAUCGUGUCCCCAGUGGAAGAUGCAUUAUUACCGGUAUAAGAAUAAGAAUCCUGAGGUGAGCUGCUGCUACAAGUACCUGAUGUUCAGCUACAACAUCGUGUUCUGGUUCGUUGGAGCUGCUUUCUUAGGCAUCGGGUUCUGGGCGUGGAGUGAGAAGGGCGUGCUGUCGGACCUGUCCCAGGUGACCCGGCAGAACGGUUUCGACCCGGUGUGGGUGGUUCUGGUGGUCGGCACAGUGACCUUUGUCCUGGGUUUCGCGGGCUGCGUGGGAGCGCUGAGGGAGAACAUCUGCAUGCUCAAGUUUUUCUGCGGGGUGAUCGGAGUGAUCUUCUUCCUGGAGCUGACAGCGGGGGUGCUGGCCUUCGUGUUCCAGGACACCCUGAGGGAGUGGAUCAGUGACUUCUUCCUGACCAACGUGAAGGGCUACCGGGACGACAUUGACUUGCAGAACCUCAUCGACUCGCUGCAGAAAACGAAUCAGUGCUGUGGGGCUCAAAACCCUGAUGACUGGAACACCAACAAUUAUUUCAACUGCACUGACGACAACCCCAGCCGGGAGCGCUGUGGAGUGCCCUUCUCCUGCUGCCUGGCUGACCCUGCUCAAGCAGUUAUGAAUACGCAGUGUGGCUAUGACGUCAGGGCCAGGCCGGAACGGGAAUGGAACACUGUGAUCCAUGUUAAGGGGUGCAUCCCUGCGCUGGAAGCCUGGUUACCCCGAAACCUCUACAUCGUGGCCGGAGUCUUCAUCAUCAUCUCACUGCUGCAGAUGUUGGGCAUCUUCCUGGCUCGUACUCUGAUUGGAGAUAUUAAGGCGGUGAACUCCGGCUUCUGAUACUGAGGGGCUGACUGCCGCAGCGUGUGUGUGUGUGUGUGUGUGUGCGUGUGCAACACACGUGUUCUGGAGUUCACAUUCCCAGCUAGUCCACAGCUCUAGCCACAGUGUAGAGGUAACAAGCUCAGAUGUGUCUUAUUAAACGCAUAAGAAAAUCAGGCACGAAUCAAACUGCUGUGCAAAUGGGUGUUACCUGUACACUGUGGCUAAUCAAGCUUGUAGUAAAACCUGGAGUGGGUGACCCUGCCAUGCAACAGGAGUCUUAUUUCCAUCCAUGUAAUGUAAUGUAAGGUUUUAUUUUGUUUUUGAGUCCCUCGGCUUUGCACUGAACAGCUUUCCGUUCCACUGAGCCAGCCCUCACUGCAGCUCGAAGUUCACAUCUGCACAGUCCUCAGUGAAAUCAUUGAGGGUGAAUCAAUACAACAGCACGCUGCUUCAACUGUACUGCCAUUUUAUUCGUUUUAUACAACAUACACACAUCCACUGACAAGACUAAAAGCAACAUCAACGUUUCAAGAUUAAAGGGUUUUCUAAAGUGAAAACAACACCAAGAAAUGAUAGUGUGAAUACUCUGAAGGGCAAGGAUCUCUUUUCAGCUUGUUGUUUAGCAUGACGAGGUGAGAUCAGUGUUAAAGAUGAUGUUUGAAGGUGGCGCUCACAUUAGAGAAUAGAUGCAAAGUUUGGAAAAAAUCACCUACAAAAAAAGUGGGCCUGCGUAGCAUUCAGUAUGCAGGAACAAAUUAGACUGUGACAACAGACAAGUUCAUGUCUGCAGAUAUAUACCCAUGGGAAUUAAAGGGGAAGCAACUCCCAUAGUAAAUAUCUGAUUUCGGGCCAUCAUUUAAAGGCAGAAUUCCUAUCGUAUAGACCCCUGCCCUUAACAAGAACAAACAUCGCUGCAGUUGCUUCUUUGUCAGUCUUAUUACUUUAAAAUCUAUUUAAAUAAAUGGAAGAAAGUUUUGCACUUCAAAUCCAAGCCAAUUUUGUUUGAUGCUUCUUCUGCUAACUAAUCGUCCUACAGCUAGCAAACUACUUCAGGAACCUGAACACUUGUGUUUUAGACCAAGAAGAAUUGGGGUUAUUUUUUAUUUUUUUUUGUACAUUAACAAAACCAAAAAUGAUAGCUUCAAUUCUCUUGGUCUUGUUGGUCUGAGAACAUUUCUUUAGCAGUGUACAGAUAUGCUUGCACUAUUGUAAAUGAUCUGCAGCUUUUAUUACUGUUCAUUGUAUUGCCUCUGAAAAUGCACGUGUGCUUGAAGCGGGAUGUAAUCCUCUUGGAGGUGCAUUAGGAGCCGGUGAAGAAACAUGCUCCGAUUCUGGGGUUGAUGCUGUCUGAUUCUUUCUGUGAUGUAGCACCAGCACAGACCAACCCUCUCAGGAACAUGUCACCAUUUUUUAAUAAUUCUUAUUUGGUAGAUUUUUUAUUUAUGUAAAAGUCUUUGAUAUUUUCGCAUUAAAGGGAAUGUACCCAUCUAAAAAGUAUAAACUGUGUAUGAUGUCAUCAUCUUUGUAAUAAAGUGUUCUAAAAGUCCAA